UGACGUUUGAGCUUAUCUGCAUUAAUAUACAUGUACGAGACGCUCGUUCUUUGGUUCAGAAAUAUUCGUCGCAGUCUUAAAUCGAUUGCGUGGAUGAUUGGUAAUUACUGUGCGUUGUGCUGUCAUAGAUAGUGAUAAUAAAAUGUUAGAGUGUCACAAUGAUUUAGAGAUUGAAGAGCUCGAAGAGGUGGAAGUAUUCAAUAUGACGUCACUGGGAAGGCUCGUAUUCGUCGAUAUUAACUCGAGACAUCCGAAGUCCCUGUAUUCCGAUGAAUCUUCCAUAGAUGUCACGGACUCCUUGUCGCUCGCAUUUGAAAAUCUUUUUCAUAUGCCUUUUGAUAUCAUUGAAAGUUACGGCAGUACUUUGCGCACACUUGAUAUUAGUCACAACAAGUUUAGCAGAAAUCUAUACUUCUUAACGGAAUUCGAAAAUAUUUCAUCGCUCAAUCUUGAUCACAAUAACAUCGAUGCUCACAGCAUUUUUCCGUCAAUGCCAAAGCUUCAGCUUCUCUGGCUGAAUCACAAUAAGAUAGAAGACUUGUUUCCUUUCUUAAAAAAUUUAUACACGAGCAUGCCAAAUCUACGUUAUCUUUGCCUAAUGGGAAAUAAGGCUGCACCCAGUUAUCUUAAUGGCGGCAGUUUCUAUGAUUAUCUUCAGUACAGGCUAUUCGUGAUAUCGUGGUUUCCAAAAUUAGUACACCUAGAUGAUCGUAUAGUCACCAAUGAACAACGACUGGAGGCUAAAAGACUGUUUAAACGACCUUUCCUUGAGCAGCUCACAGAAAAUGCACAGCUUCCGGAGUGCAUAAAACUCCUGCACAAUAAAGUCACUAACGUUUUUGGUAAACAAGCGCUGCCUGAUAAAAUGAAAACGUCCAGAGGAAAAAAUUUUAUUAUCUGAAGCAGUAUUAUGCGAAAUUAAGCUCAUAUCCUGUAAAUGCGUCAAACUGGAAGACUGUCCUUCGUGGGAGAGAAUGUUUAUGAAUUUGAUGUUCCUGAAAUACGUAUCAAAAGUAAAAUAUACGGAGAUCUGUAAUUACAAACAAGCACGAUGCGUCGUGUAUUGCUAUGGCAAUAUUAGAAAAGCCAAAUGGGACGUAAAAGGUGUGCACACCAUUUAGCAUGGAACUUCAGUUAUUGAUUUCGAAGUUUCCAAGCUAUAAUUAUAAUGAUAUCUUGAGCUGUCAAUUACAAAGUAGUAGCGAUUAUGAUAUCCUAAUUACUGUUUCCCACAUGACAAUUGAACAAACUAUCUAACAAGAUUUUAAGUAAAGAUAAAAUACAGAAGGAAAAUAUUCUGUAAUUUACUAGUCGUAAUCAGUAAACUCAUUGUCUAUGAUAAUAAUUUCUAUGAAGGAAAUGAAAUAAUGUAUGGUACCAAUUAGUUUUAUACAUUGCCUGAUGGCAAAUUUUAUAUAAUUUACAAGCAUCCUAUAUCUCUGACAGGUAUCUUAACGUACGUAAAAGAUUGAACAAAAUUGUUGUAUGAUACAUGUACAAUGUAUUUUUUUAUACAUCACAUAUAAUCGUAUUGAACAUCAACGUGCCAUCCAAUUUAACAUUAGGCAGUCAAUAACAAUACUAAAAAAAGAAUAAUAUAUGACGCUAAAAUUA
This is a messenger RNA of Cephus cinctus (wheat stem sawfly), 1614 nucleotides long. Its product is annotated as leucine-rich melanocyte differentiation-associated protein. NCBI's taxonomy places the organism in Eukaryota, Metazoa, Arthropoda, Insecta, Hymenoptera, Cephidae. The transcript is spliced from 4 exons. Gene Ontology annotation, molecular function: protein binding. The record is from RefSeq and is a predicted model, not a curated record. The coding region runs from base 143 to 901 and encodes 252 amino acids.